AUGCAUGAGCUAAGGUUCGCUACUUGUGGCCUAGUUUCUAUAGUAGAAGUAUUUUCUGGCUAUUUUGUUCUUACUAGUUUUUUCAUAACUGUUUUAACUAACUAUAGUACUUUGUCAGAUAGAAAGUAUUUUAUAUAG
Messenger RNA from Racocetra persica, 138 nucleotides. The record is from the annotation of a GenBank genome assembly. Lineage: Eukaryota; Fungi; Glomeromycota; Glomeromycetes; Diversisporales; Gigasporaceae.